AUGAGAAGAAGUAAGGUCAUGAGCAUCCAAGAGAUGCCUAGUGAUAGUGCUCGAACAAGACGAGGUUUAUGUGCAACGUGUGCCUCAAACGAGGGUUUGCAAGAUUCUAAGAUAAUAAACAUAAAGAGAAGAGAGGAGAAAUUCAAAAAAUAUGAAUAUAAAUUCGGAAAAUUAUGUAAGUCAAUAUUUAAGUCAAAAAAAGGCAAUGGACUUUUGGUUAGAAGUAAUGGAACACAUUUUUUGCAAUGCGACAUCUUAGCUACAAAUACGUGGAUUGAAGUGUCGUCGUUGAUCCUUCAUCCUCUUCCUCUUCCUCUUGAUUCGAACUCGUUCCUUCCCUUUUCCUUCUUCUCUGAGCAACAAAAUCGGGCAGCAAACCCAACAUUCAUUGAGGCCACGAACACCACUUCACACGGUGGUUCUGCAACCCUAACCGGCGUCCCCUCUCUUGAUUCUAGCAUUGGAUUAAAGCUUUUUAUCCCAGAUAUUAUUGAUGAAAAUCAAAAUGGUUUGGGUGCUUUAAUUAAGCAAGCCUAUCAUUCCAGGAUGUUAAAAGGUGUGUCUAUUGCUCGUGAAGCCCCUACUAUUACUCACUUACUUUUUGCAGAUGAUAGUAUCAUUUUUACUCAUGCUAUUGUUCAAGAGGCCACUUUUAUUAGUAAUAUUUUACGUCGAUAUGAGGAGCUUUCGGGUCAAAAAGUCAAUCUGAAUAAAUGUAAGAUUUCUUUUAGUAGAAAACUUAAUGCUCAUAUCUCCUUUGGUUCCUUACGAGAUAGAGUUUGGAAAAAGCUUCAGGGGUGGAAAGAAAAGUUGUUGUUUAGAGCUGGGAAAGAAGUUCUCAUCAAAGCUGUUAUUCAAGCCAUUCCUACUUUUGCUAUGAGUUGUUUCAAGCUUCCCGUUGGUCUGUGUCAUGACUUUAGUUCUAUGGUCCAGAAAUUUUGGUGGGGUAUCCCUAAAGAAAGGAAGGGUAUUUCGUGGAAAGCUUGGGAUCUUCUUUGUCAGCCUAAAUUGAUGGAUGGGUUGGGUUUUAGAGAUUUCGAGAUCUUUAACCAAGCUAUGUUAGCCAAGCAAUUAUGGUGUUUUCAUUCUCGAGAGGAUUCCUUGAUAGCUCGCAUUUUUAAGGCCCGUUAUUAUCCAAAUAGUAAUGUUUUGGAAGCUCGUGUGGGUCAUUAUCUGAGUUAUGGUUGGCGUAGUAUUUGGGGUUCUCGGAAAAUUUUGGAUAUUGGUGUUCGUUGGAAAGUCGGCAAUAGGCGACAUUUCGACAGCAAUGAGACUCUUGAUAAGUUCAUUGACCAAGAUAGGAAAGUGUGGAACGUGCAGUUGAUAAAGGACACGUUUCUUCCCUUCGAAGUGGAUAAAAUCCUAAGGAUUCCUAUUAGUGUUAGUGGGGCUAAAGAUGAGCUGUGUUUGGCCCUUAGUAAGGAUGGUGUUUUUCGAGUCAAGGAUGUGUAUAAACACGCUAUUAGUUCUAUUGAUCAUGCAUCUUGUUCUUCUGGUCCCGAUCCCUUAUGGACCAAGAUUUGGAAGUUGAACGUUCCUCCUAAAAUUCGUGAAUUCGCCUGGCAUGCUUGUUGGGAUAUUAUCCCUCAUGGGGUUAAUCUUAGUCUGAAAGGCAUUCCGAAUUUUGUGUAUUGUCAGCGUUGUGGUAGUAUGGAAUCCUUGAUUCACUUACUUUGGGAUUGUCCUUGGGUGAAGGAUGUUUGGAAUGAUUUGAUUUUUGACAAAGUUUCAAUUCCUCCUCUUCUUUGUGUUGGGAAAGUCUUGGAUUGGCUUAAAGACUAUCAGAAAGUUGUAAUCCUUGAUCGUCCGAGUUCAAAAGUUCCUAGGGAUAAAGCCAAAUUGAAAGCUCCUCCUUUGCAUAGUAUUAAAAUUAAUUUUGAUGGGGCGUUCUCUAUCGAUGGUGAUAAGUUAGGGUUCAGUUUCGUGGCUAGAGAUCAUCAUGGAAAAUUCCUGUUAGUGGGGUCGAAGUCUGAGUGGUUUGGUGGGUCUGCUUUUGUGGCGGAAGCCAAAGCUCUUGUUUCGGCUGUUAAGGUUUCGAAGUUUCAAGGAUGGGAUAGCGUGAUGUUCGAGGGAGAUUGCAAAAUCCUCAUCGAUGCCAUGAAGGAGAAGGGCAAAAGGGGCUUUCAUCUUCAGACUCUUAUUGAGAAUUGUCUUUCGAUGGCUCAAUCUUUUUUCUCCGUGACUUUUCUUUUUUGUUUCUGUGAAUGUAACGAGGUUGCCCAUAGGUUAGCUAAAUGGGCUGUUAGUAGUUUUUGUGAUGAGACCUGGGUUGAUGUGGCCACGUCUUGGUUAUUGGACGCUUUGUAUUCUGAUGUUUCAUUUAUAGAAUCUUAG
Amaranthus tricolor (Joseph's coat) is the source of this 2334-nucleotide messenger RNA. RefSeq lists its product as uncharacterized. The transcript has 9 exons. The record is from RefSeq and is a predicted model, not a curated record. Gene Ontology annotation, molecular function: nucleic acid binding; RNA-DNA hybrid ribonuclease activity. Lineage: Eukaryota; Viridiplantae; Streptophyta; Magnoliopsida; Caryophyllales; Amaranthaceae. The coding region runs from base 1 to 2334 and encodes 777 amino acids.